AUGGGAAACCAGCCUUCGGCGUUUGCGAGAUACAAUGACCUCCCCGGACUCUCGGAUGAGCUCUCCAAGCAGCUGGAGUCUGUCUACCGAACCCGCAUCGGCGCGGCUGGCGGAGCCGUCACGACAGUCGGCCAUUUCGCCAGCUACCUCGAGCAAACGCUGCCUGCCCUCUGCUGCGAGCCCCUCCGCGAGGCGUUCGUCGAGUUUGUCGGGCAUCUGAGCUCAAUCGGCCACGCCCAGGGCGCAAAAACAGCCAGCGCCAGGGACCGCACCAUCUCGCUUGAGGUGCUCGCGGUCUCUCUGCGGGUGCUGGCGUUUGGCAGUCCGGACCAUCGGCAGCCCUUUGUCGAUGGAUACAUGCGUUGGCUCGGGCGCAAGCAGCUCCCCGAGUCUAUCGAGCCCCUCUGUCAGGGGCUCUCGGCUUCGUUGGUGCAUCUGGCUGACUCGGAGCAGUUUCGGACGAGGUUCCUCACCGACGGCUCGUGCCAGCGCUUUGGCGAGUUCCUUGCACACUCUGCCAGGAGGCCUGUCAACGAAUCGAAUCUGUUCGACGACUUCGAGGCCGCCUCCGACAGCGGCCACAAGCCCAGACCGCCUGUGCCUCCUUCCGAGCUGUGGCUGACGAUCGACUAUAGCAUAUGGGCCAAGAUGCUCUGGGAGAUUUCCCUCUCGCGAGUGUUCUUGGGCAGCGCCCUGCAUCCCAUCUACUCGCACUCCUCUGGGCUGUCAUCUGCAGCGACAACCACUCUCAAGACAUGUCUCCCCAAGCGGCUUCCAGCGCAAGCCUCGCGCCUGUUGACCGAAGACGUUAUGUUCGUGGUGAACAACCAGCUCACGCUCGAUGCGCGGUCGGAUGUCUGGAAGCUGGCCUUCUCGACGGCCAUCCAUGGCAACAGCUGGACGGUAUUCGAGGACUCGAUUCUGGACGCCGGAUCAACAGUGGUGCUCAUCCGAUCGAAAACAAAUGCGGUUUUCGGUGGAUAUGCCUCUCAAGAAUGGAAUCCCAAGCCCAAGUUCUACGGCGAUUCGUCCAGCUUCCUGUUCACGGUGUCGCCCAGCACGGCCAUCUACCCGGCAUCGGGUGUCAAUGGCAACUACCAGUACUUCAACUCGGGGACCAAGACGCUUCCCAACGGACUGGGAUUCGGCGGCCAGUUCGAUUACUUUGCGCUGUGGAUCGACUCCUCGUUUGGCAAAGGAUACUCCAAAGGAUAUUCAUCGACAUACGUCAACGCACCCUUGAAUGGCCCAGAUGACUUUGAGAUCGACUUUGUGGAGGUAUGGAUCGUGAAGGAGAAGGAGGUUGAUGACCGGCUGGUGCCCAAGAGGGGCAAGAAAUCGAUCCUGGAGACCAACCCCGAGGUUUCGGCUAUCCUGGAGAUGUCGGGUCGUCGCAUGUACUCGAAGGAGCUGUCGCCGGAUCAGGAUACUGCCGAAGCUGAGACGACACAAGAAUAA
Molecule: messenger RNA, 1458 nt
Organism: Polychytrium aggregatum
Lineage: Eukaryota; Fungi; Chytridiomycota; Chytridiomycetes; Polychytriales
Product: TLD-domain-containing protein
Exons: 6
Coding region: 1-1458 (485 amino acids)
Source: RefSeq, a predicted model, not a curated record